AUGCACUUCAACAGAAAUCUCGCACUUGCUACGGCAUUUGCAGUCCCCUCCUCAGCGCUUGCAACCCUCUACGAGGACCACCACACCAGUGACGCGGUCGUUCAAGGCAAGUUCAUCGUGAAGAUGAAAGAUGCUAUGAGCACUGUCGCAGCAAACGAGGUCGAGAACCUGAUGGACACUAUCGACUACGUCUACAACGUUGGCUCGUUUAAGGGCUUCGCCGGAAGUCUCGACAAUGCUGCCCUCGCCGCUGUACAGGCCCACCCAAGUGUGGACUACAUUGAGAGGGAGGUGGCAGUCCGUGCCAGCAGCUACGUAACACAACACGGAGCCCCAUGGGGCCUCGGGCGAAUCUCGCAUAAGGGUCCUGAGAACUUCACGGAUGGUACUACGUACGUCUAUGACGAUUCUGCCGGCGAAGGUGUUUGUGCAUAUGUGAUCGAUUCGGGCAUUCGUGUCGACCACGAGGAAUUCGAAGGCCGAGCCGAAUCUCUAGUGAAUUUUGCAGGUGGCGACGACGAGGACACUACUGGACACGGGACUCACGUUGCUGGUACAAUCGGCGGAGCAACCUAUGGUGUGGCCAAGAAAGUCAAUUUAUACUCUGUCAAGGUCCUCGGAGACGCGACUACACUGGAAAACGACAUCAUGACUUCCAGCGCCGUUGCGGUCAACGAUGUGGCCAAGUCUCUCCUCAACAUGGGAGUCUUUAUCGCUGUUGCUACUGGCAAUGAAGGCCAAGACGCGAGCUUCUGGUCUCCUGCGAAUGAGCCGGCCCUGUGCACGGUGGGAGCUACAGACAAGAACAAUCUCCUGGCAAAGUUUUCCAACCACGGCCCUAUCGUAGAUAUCUUGGCACCCGGCGUCGAUAUUCUUUCUGCUUCGAUUGCCAACACAACUGCUUCGAUUUCCUUUAACGGCACUUCUAUGUCUGCACCUCAUGUUGCUGGUCUUGCCGCAUGCCUGCUUGCCUCUCAGCACCUGGACCCGAAGACCCUGUGCGAAUACAUGGCGAAGACAGCAAAUCCAUUGAUCACCGUUCUUCAGAACAACACCGUCAAUCUCGUGGCUUUCAACGGCAACCCAGAGGGAUAA
Molecule: messenger RNA, 1095 nt
Organism: Diaporthe amygdali
Lineage: Eukaryota; Fungi; Ascomycota; Sordariomycetes; Diaporthales; Diaporthaceae
Product: serine protease
Exons: 6
Coding region: 1-1095 (364 amino acids)
Biological process (GO): proteolysis
Molecular function (GO): serine-type endopeptidase activity
Source: RefSeq, a predicted model, not a curated record